This is a messenger RNA of Thamnophis elegans (Western terrestrial garter snake), 957 nucleotides long. Its product is annotated as olfactory receptor 2G3-like. The record is from RefSeq and is a predicted model, not a curated record. The transcript has a single exon. Bases 1 to 957 code for a protein of 318 amino acids. Gene Ontology annotation, cellular component: membrane. Gene Ontology annotation, molecular function: G protein-coupled receptor activity; olfactory receptor activity. Gene Ontology annotation, biological process: G protein-coupled receptor signaling pathway. NCBI's taxonomy places the organism in Eukaryota, Metazoa, Chordata, Lepidosauria, Squamata, Natricidae.
AUGGAAAAAGACAACCAGUCCUGCUUGACUGAAUUUCUCCUGCUCGGCUUUUCAGAUUUCAAGUCUAUGGAAGAACUUGUAUUUUGUUUGGUUCUAAUAUUCUACCUCAUGACUUUGAUGGGCAACAGCCUGGUUUUGACCAUCACCAUUUCCAGUCCCACCCUUCACACCCCAAUGUACUUCUUCCUGUGGAACUUGUCUUUCUUGGAAAUUGGCUACGCCUCCACCAUCAGCCCGAAGAUGCUCGUAAAUUUGCUUUCAGGGAACCAGACCAUAUCCUUUUGGGGCUGUGGAUGUCAAAUGUGCUUCUUUCUUCUCUUUAUUGUCACUGAGUGUUUUCUUCUUUGUGCUAUGGCAUUUGACCGCUAUGUUGCCAUUUGCAAGCCCUUGCAAUACCCAUAUAUCAUGAAUGACAAGAACUGUGCUAACUUAGCUGCCAUCUCAUGGACCAUUGCUGCUUUUGGGAGUUUGGCACAAUCUAUUUCAAUCUUCACCCUUCCCUUCUGUGGGUCAAACAGAAUCAGCCAUUUCUUCUGUGAUAUCACGCCUGUUUUCAGAUUGACUUCCAUCGAUACUUACAAAAAUGAAUUGGCCAAUGCCAUACUAACUGUGGUCUUGGUCUUGGUUCCCCUUUUGUUCAUCCUCUUUACCUACAUCCUCAUCAUCUCCUCUAUUCUCAGAAUGCCAGUGGCCACCAACAGGCACAAAGCAUUUUCCACUUGUUCCUCACAUCUCACUGUUGUUCUCCUGUAUUAUGGAACAAUCAUUGCUGCCUACAUUCAGCCCGACUCGGCAAAUUCUCAGGACAACAACAGAUUUCUUGCCCUACUCUACACAGUAGUGACCCCAGGUUUGAACCCCAUCAUUUACAGCUUGAGGAACAAAGAGAUAAAAGCUGCUUUCAAAACAUCAAUAGCAAGGAAAUGGGUCUUUUUAGGUAGAAAUCCAGGAUCAUAA